CAGCAUCGAUAGCUACCCUAAUGCCCCUGGAUAUACGGGUAGUUCUGUGGCCACCUACUCGACCAUCGCUACAACAUGACUGGAGUAAGCGACUGUCUCGCCGCAUCGGUUUUCUGGGCAUUCAACCUCACCACGGACCUGUCGGUCUGGAAUCCCUCCAUCGUGAACACCACGGCGGAUAAUUGCACAUUUGACGACAGCUAUAGAUAUUGUGUAAUAGCAGACGCACCCCCAUCUCCACGGGUGACAUUAUAACGGAGACAUACACUUUGACGGAGUACUCUUCAACCCAGAUAAGUGGAUCUUUAGCCACAAUCACAGGCAUACCAACGACGAUCUCGCCGGCCACCGGGGGCCCGGUAAGCACCAGUCCCACGGCUACGAGAGUCACCAUCACUUCUUCUUCGUCUUCUUCCAUGCCAGUACCAUCGCCAACCCAAGCCGGAAGUAUCUCUCGCAACUGCAACCGUUACGAACAAAUCGUGACUGCCUUAGAUCUCUGGUAUCUUUGAAUUUUCCCGCCCGCAUAACAUCUAGCGCUUAUAGAUACUGGUUCUACUAUUAAAUUGACGUUGCCAUGUGUGCAUUUAGACACCUCCGCGGAAUUCAGUUCUUCCAGCUAGUGCUUAUAAGCGGGGCGCCACUAUCAGUUC
This is a messenger RNA of Aspergillus piperis CBS 112811, 653 nucleotides long. RefSeq lists its product as uncharacterized. Bases 76 to 255 code for a protein of 59 amino acids. Lineage: Eukaryota; Fungi; Ascomycota; Eurotiomycetes; Eurotiales; Aspergillaceae. The transcript has 3 exons. The record is from RefSeq and is a predicted model, not a curated record.